GCAGGCGACCCUGCGGCGCUGCGAUGAGAAGAAGCUGUGUGUCCUGCAGCAGAAGAUGUCGACCCUGCAGGAGGAGAGGCAGCAGCUUCAGGCCGAGCGUCGCAGCAGCGUCGCAGCUCGAGGCAAACUGGAGACUCUGUGCAGGGACCUGCAGUCGCACUACACAACCCUGAGGGAGGAGACGCUGCAGCGCUGCAGGGAGGACGAGGAGAAGCGGAGUGAGAUCACCUGCCACUUCCAGAAGAUGCUGACGGAAAUCCAGACUCAGAUCGAGCAGCACAGCGCCAGGAACGACAAGCUGUGCCACGAAAACGCCAACCUGACGGACAAACUGGAGAGCCUCAUGAACCAGUGCGACCUGAGGGAGGAGAGUUUGGAGAAGAUCGACCGGCACCGUGAGCUGCAGCACAAACUGACCGAGGCCAAACUGCAGGAGGCUAACGCUCUGCUGACUCAGGCCGAGGAGAAGCACAAGAGAGAGAAGGAAUACUUGCUUAGGGAGGCUAUUGACAAAACAAAGAAAUGCUUCGCUAUGAAGGAGCAGGAGCUGGCCACGAAGAAGAAGGUAAAUGUCUGUUCUCUGUUCUCUUCAGUUACUGGUUCAGGCUGCUGAGUGGAAACUGCAGUCUCAAACACUCAGAGAGCAAGCGACUGUGAUGCAGGCACAGGUGAAUAUACAGAGCAACGAAACAUAC
Paralichthys olivaceus (Japanese flounder) is the source of this 695-nucleotide messenger RNA. The record is from RefSeq and is a predicted model, not a curated record. Lineage: Eukaryota; Metazoa; Chordata; Actinopteri; Pleuronectiformes; Paralichthyidae.